AGGAACGUUUCGCAUGCCCAUUUAUAUGAACGGGGUGUGAGCCCGGGGGAGAAGUUUAGUGCAACCCACGCCCCAUCAGAGAAUGUCGCAGGGAGAUUCGUCGUCCUCUAAAUCUUCAGAUGGAGAUGCGUCCUCGGAGGCCGCAGCAUCGCUGGCGUCGAUUGCAGAGAAUCUCCAGCGUUCUGCCAUUGAAUCAGCUCGAGCUGUGCAACAUAACUCUUCCACUCAUUUCCGUGCCUUUCAGAAUUUUUUACCGGAAGCAGUAUCACAGUAUAGAACUUACGAAGAUGCUUUCUUCAAUAAAGUUAAAGAUGGAUUGAUGAUUGCACGGGAGCAUCAAGCUUUAGGUGUUGGUUUGGCUAUUUCUGCUGCCCUUCUUGCUAUGCGUGCUCCAAGAAGGUUUCUGUUCCGUCAUACAUUGGGUCGAUUUCAAAGCGAGGAGGCACGGUACGCUAGUGCUGAGAAGAAUGUAAAGGACUUGAACCUUUCAGUAGAUAUACUUAAGAAGGAGAGCGUAAAAUUGCUUCAAAGGACAGCUCUUGCUGAGAAGGAAAUGAAAUAUGGGCAUACCGAACUAGUGAGCGCUGGAAUCCAAUAUCAACAGCUGGCAAAAUCAGCAUAUAAAGUUGAAAACCAAGCUGCUGAUUUGCUAGAUAAGUUGCGGUAUAUACCUAGUCGGGAAGCUCUGACACUUCGAGCUGAGGCAAGUCAACUUUGUAUUUGUGCGUUUCCGCAAAAGUCCAGUAAUGUUACAUUAGUUAAUACUAUUUUCUCUCUGCCACAAACACGUGAUCAGGUUGCAUCUGUGGCUUCAAUUUUGAAGCGCCAGAGAUCUGCGCUGGACAAACGGAUAAUGAAGAUCAACGAGUUAGGGGUUGCUGUGUGACGAAUUAAUGGACCUCCUCUUGAUGCACACCCAUCAUCCCAAUUUUCUUGAAUAAAUUCUCCUGUUGAAGAGGUAGAUGGCUGUACGUAUAAUGCAGACCCAUUUCCCGGGGCAUCUGUUUUUUGUUUUGUCAAUUCAGAGAAUCGGUAGAUAGGCUUCAUAAAGUUGCAACUGGAAAAUGAUUUUGAAUACCAUAACUUUGUAACAAUUUAAGUUGGAAGAGUCCUAUUCUCAUUGUUUACAUCUGUUAAGGAUAUGCAAAUGAAUCCCCCAUAAAAUUAC
Molecule: messenger RNA, 1168 nt
Organism: Abrus precatorius (Indian licorice)
Lineage: Eukaryota; Viridiplantae; Streptophyta; Magnoliopsida; Fabales; Fabaceae
Product: RGS1-HXK1-interacting protein 1
Exons: 7
Coding region: 83-886 (267 amino acids)
Source: RefSeq, a predicted model, not a curated record